AUGAAGUCUGGUGGUAGUUUGGAGCCUCCUCAGAGAUCAGGAUGGAGCUGGAUGGAGCUGCUGAACACCUCCACCAACUACACCCAUGGCAAUUUCACGCGUAAAGAGGAGGAGAAGGAGGCUAACCUGGCUCUCCAGUCGGGUCUGGCCGUGACCUUGACCCUCAUCACUUUGGCCACGACGCUCUCCAACGCCUUCGUCAUCGCCACCAUCUACCAGUCCAGAAAGCUGCACACCCCGGCCAACUUUCUGAUCGCAUCCCUGGCCGUCACCGACCUGCUGGUGUCCAUCCUGGUGAUGCCCAUCAGCGCGCUGUACACCGUCAGCCAGACCUGGACUCUUGGGCAGGUGGUGUGCGACAUCUGGUUGUCCUCCGACAUCACCUGCUGCACUGCGUCCAUCCUCCACCUGUGCGUAAUUGCGCUGGACCGGUUCUGGGCCAUCACGGACGCGCUGGAGUACUCCAAAAAGCGCACCAUGGGACGCGCAGCAGGUAUGAUCGCCACCGCCUGGGUCAUCGCCAUCUCCAUCUCCCUGCCUCCUUUCUUCUGGAGACAGGUGAAGGUGGAGGAGGUGACGAGCUGCAACGUGAACACCGACCACAUCUUCUACACCAUCUACUCCACCUUCGGAGCGUUCUACAUCCCCACAUUGCUGCUCAUUGCGCUCUAUGGGAGGAUCUACGUGGAAGCACGCAAGCGCAUCCUGAAGCAGACGCACAAGAAGCCGGGGAAGAGGCUGACCUCUGCGCACCUGAUCUCCAACUCCCCCGGCUCCGUGGCCUCCUCCACCUCUCUGAACUACGGCACCAACGACGCCUCCUCCUGCGACACUACCUCGUCCCCCACCGUGAACCAAGUGAAGGUCACUGUGUCCGACGCGCUGCUGGAGAAGAAGCGCAUCUCCGCAGCCAGGGAGAGGAGGGCCACCAAGACUUUGGGGAUCAUCCUGGGGGCCUACAUCAUCUGCUGGCUCCCGUUCUUCAUCUACACCCUUCUAGUGCCUGUCUGCCAGUCCUGCUUCCACCCGGAGCUGUUUGACAUCUUCACCUGGCUGGGUUACCUCAACUCUUUAAUCAACCCCAUCAUCUACACCAUGUCCAACGAGGACUUCAAGCAGGCUUUCCACAAACUGAUACGGUUCAGAUGCUUCAGGGCGUGA
This is a messenger RNA of Anoplopoma fimbria (sablefish), 1161 nucleotides long. Its product is annotated as 5-hydroxytryptamine receptor 1B-like. The transcript has 2 exons. Gene Ontology annotation, biological process: bone remodeling; vasoconstriction; adenylate cyclase-activating adrenergic receptor signaling pathway. The record is from RefSeq and is a predicted model, not a curated record. Lineage: Eukaryota; Metazoa; Chordata; Actinopteri; Perciformes; Anoplopomatidae. Gene Ontology annotation, cellular component: plasma membrane. Gene Ontology annotation, molecular function: G protein-coupled serotonin receptor activity. Bases 1 to 1161 code for a protein of 386 amino acids.